AUGCCAUGCGUGGAGCUGUUUUCGUCGGACAGACAUCCGAUCAUCAAGGUGCUGGAUGAAGCCUUGUACUGGUCUGGGCUGGAGGACGGACGUCUCCUUCUCGAUUCCGAGGAGCUGGACGAGGAGACACGUGCUUACGAUCAAAGAGAUCUGCGCUUCAAAGGCUUGGACGGUGCAGACGUUUUCCUGGUCUCGUUGCCGUGGGCCGAGAACCCCGUGAAGAGGAGGCACAGGUUGCAGCGACUCCUGACGCUGCGGCAGGAGCAGUGGGGAGGAAGAAACUGGCGAGUCAUGCCUACCCUACUCAAGCUUGGGAUUGUCACUGCAGAGUUGCAAGAUUUCGAGACGAUGACGGAGUCUUUCGAUCGCUUCCUGGAGAUAGCCCGUCCUGCACGUAGUUCUGAUCGUGUCAGUCUUGCACACGCGCUUUCCGGGAAGAUGGUUUCGCUGCUAGAGAAGUGCUUGUCACUACAAGGGUCGCUGGCUACCCUCGAACCGACGGACUCGACACCCGUGCGCCGCGUGUGCCAGCGAGAUCUACCAGGUUUUUUGCUAACACUCGCGGUCUGCCAUCGACUGCUCGGGGACGAGGACACGCAGGUUAUGCUGGAGCGCUUCGUCCAAAUCCAGGAGCAGUGCGGUGGGUGGAGAGACGUUGCGAAUGGCAUCAAAAUCUUGGCCACGAGAUUUAACCAACAGACGCUCCUGGAAAGUAGUGAACAAAUCAGCCUCCUGAAGCGAGGUGUGGAACUCCUUGAGCACCAAUACGGCUGGGAGAAUCACCUCACAGCCUUGGCUGCGGAAAUACUGUACGGAACCUGUCGUCAGCCAGGAGCGGAGCAGCGCAGCUCUGAAGCCUCGAAGAAAGUAGUCGUGUCCAUCGGGGCCGGUGACAUGGUCCAUAUCCAAAACGGGAUCCUGAUGAAGUCCAAAAGGCUCUCACAAGCCCACUUCGAAAUCGUGGACGCAAAGACUUCUCCCAAGCUGCCGGCAGGCGUGACGCCAUUGAGCCCCGUCUUGAGGCUGUUGCCACACGGGCGCUUCCAGAACCCCGUGUUGCUGUUACUACCCAUCAGUACAGGCGAGAUCGGGGUCGAGGCUGUCAAAGCGUGGCGCUCGAAGCCCCAUGGGGAAUGGGAGCUCCUUACGCCUGAGGUGAUCGAAGAGUACGAGCGGGUCCGGCGGGUCCCCGCACCAGAGCAAGUAGAGUCAGCAGAUCAGUCUUCAUCGGACGAUGCACCGGACGAUGGCAAGACAUACCUUCUCGGAUUUCGGCUAGAACACUUCUCCUGGAUGGUUGCUGGUGUCGUGCACGAUGAGACGAGUGCGUCGCCGCCGCCUCCUCCGUGGCCACCAGCAGAAGAUGUCUGGUCUCUGGAUGUGCCUCCAGAAGGCCUCCACAUCGAGGUUUACAGCACGGAGGAGAACACCUUCAUCGCCGGAGGUCCGGUCCGCCCACAAGACUUUCCUCGCGGUAGCGUUUCAGAUGUGGCACUUCAAGAGGUGGCUGAAGCAAUUGCUGGUGUGGAGAGAUACACCCCGCUGCUUGUCCAGGUGCUUCCAUAUUUGCCUCCUCCUCCUCCACCUCUGCCUGAAACCGAAGACUACCAGCCCCCGCCUCCGCCACUUCUGGCACCUCUGCCACCUCCAUCUGAAGAUGAGCCAGCGCCGGCACAGCCUCAGCCGCCGCCUCCUCUGGCAGCUCCUGUUGCGGAGUUCCCAGAGGACGAGAGGACCCAUCUCAUGGUCUCCGGGCGUUUCAACGACGACAACAUGGUGGCCUACAUCAGAAGCGUUCGGGACAUCUUGACUCAGAAGGGAGUCCCCAUCUUCAUGGUUGAGACCCAGGGAGCCGGGGAUGCCUUUGGCACCCAAACUCUGGAAGGCCUCUACAUGGCCAAGGCGUUGCUCGCCUUCUGCGGCACGGACUACGGGCAGCGCACAGGAGCCCGGUAUGAAACAUACGUGGAACUUCGCUAUGCCCAUGACAACAACCUCGACAUCAUCCCCAUCCAGCUCUGCGACACUUUCCCUCCUCGCCCACCAGAUUUCGAAGGUCGAUGUCAGAACCACGUAGUUUUGCGAAGGGAUAUGAUGCGCAUCGUGGACAAGGAUAUGAGCGAUGCGGAACGCGUCGCUGACGAGAUCCUCAACGCCUGGACCCGUCGGCUUCAAGACCUCCGACUAUAUGCAAUGCCUUAUUGA
Molecule: messenger RNA, 2205 nt
Organism: Symbiodinium necroappetens
Lineage: Eukaryota; Dinophyceae; Suessiales; Symbiodiniaceae
Source: the annotation of a GenBank genome assembly